This is a messenger RNA of Paracoccidioides brasiliensis Pb18, 474 nucleotides long. RefSeq lists its product as uncharacterized. Bases 1 to 474 code for a protein of 157 amino acids. The record is from RefSeq and is a predicted model, not a curated record. The transcript has a single exon.
AUGGCGCAUCAGAACGGACCUCGAUGUGAAAAGCCCUCCUGGUACUACACAGACCCCAUCCAGCGGGAACUAAGCGCGAUUUUCAACGGCUUGAAACAAGACCUCUCAUUCAUGGGAUGCAUCUCGCUGGGUAAGGACGGGGUUCUACGAUCGCUGACUGCCGAUCGCGACGUCGUGGACGCGGCUGGUUUAACCCCCAAUCAAAUCGCAGCCUGCAUACGUCGCUAUCCGACUGGGUUUGUAAAUGAAGCUGAGUUUGCCGGCGUGGAUGGAACUAAGGUCCCAAGAGAACUGUGGUUUGCGCCGGACAAGAACAUCCUGCCGCCCCCGUUAAGUGACGAGGCUAAGCAGCUCUCGAGAAAGGUUGUCGAUGAGAAUCAUGAAUUGUUUCACAGCAGGAGGGAGGAAUUGAAGCAGAAAUAUGGCGAGCAGGAGAAUGGCAAUGAUCAUGGUGAUAGCCAGGCUGAUGUUUGA